Messenger RNA from Anopheles stephensi (Asian malaria mosquito), 6585 nucleotides. RefSeq names its product protein groucho (gene gro). The record is from RefSeq and is a predicted model, not a curated record. Bases 2051 to 4264 code for a protein of 737 amino acids. NCBI's taxonomy places the organism in Eukaryota, Metazoa, Arthropoda, Insecta, Diptera, Culicidae. The transcript is spliced from 17 exons. Gene Ontology annotation, molecular function: protein binding; transcription corepressor activity. Gene Ontology annotation, biological process: negative regulation of canonical Wnt signaling pathway; regulation of DNA-templated transcription. Gene Ontology annotation, cellular component: transcription regulator complex; nucleus.
CAUUGUUUUUCUGUCGGCAGGAGAACGAAGUUGGCGCUCGCUAACGGCUCGACGUUUUCGCGUGCGUGAGGUGGUUUCGAGUGUGUUUUUCGCGUAAUUAAACGGAUGCGUUUUGUUCACAACGGGUCGCCUGUUUGACGUGCCGUUGACGUGCUCUGUGUGCGGACGGGUACCGCACGCUAUUCCGUGUGACGGUGCGGUGACCGAUGGGUCGCCCGCAAUCGCGCUAAUCUUGCGUGCCAGGGUAUGGGAAAUGUGUGAGAGUACAUACCUUCUUAGACGACAACAAGAAGUGAAUUAAAAACCAAGUGAGGAAAAGAUCAAGUAAAUAAACUGUUGUGUGGAGUAAUCAAGUCUUUUACUCCGAUAUACAUCACGAUCAAGUAAACACUCGUGUCGGAUGUUUGCGAGGUUUAAACCGACUGGAAGUACAGAGACAAAGCCCAGUUUUAGGCGAGAAAAGUAGUGUACUGGCGCCUCACGCGAGAGUCUCCAAGCGUAUCGAAAACUUAAUCGCUCAUCAUAGUGGACAUUCUGUCAAGACAGGUUCAUUUUCAUUACAUACGGUUGACCGACAUCGACGUGGCCGGGUUCGUUGUUGGUGUUACGCACACUGGCAUGUUGGGGCAGCAGUGAGCCGCUAUUUCCGGAUUAUAAAUCUGCUCCGAUCGAUCAGCUCUUCGAAUUUAAUCGGCAGACUGCACACUUAUCCCUCGCAAAAGGAAGUUGAGCUGUGUUCGUGUGAAUCUUCGCUUUAGUGAGAGAAAAAAAAAGAAAACGUGGAAAAAAGGGGGAGUGGAAAAAUUUUUAAUCAAAAAAUCGGAGCAAAAAUUUUACGUUCACGUGGCCGGCGGGGGAAGAGUACUGAUUGAUAAAUUGAUUGAUCGUUAGUGGCUUAAGUGUCGGCAGGUGUGUGCGAGCGAUCCAAGUGUAAAAAGAAGUCUAAAAGCAGGCGGCUCAGUAAAAGAGGAAGAAAAAGAGGCGUAGCUGGGUGUAAUUAUUGGGGAAGUAAUUUUUCCUUUUUUCCGUGUGUCCGAACGAAACCAGUUCGGAGGAAAAUCAUCAGCGCGGUCCAUCCCAACCCCAUCCUUCACCCUCAAGGCAGGCGUUACGAAUCAAAGCGAGGCGCGAUCGCGUCAGCGGAUGAUAAUGCUUGUGGUGCACAUCAAAAUGAAGAUGAUGAUGAUGCUGCUGCUGCUGCUGAAGGAGAGUGGGCCGUAACGCGCCGAAAUAUAUUGUUUGUUCGAUAAUGAAAUCCAAUUAAUUGUAAUUAAUCUCUCAAAACCGAAACGCGGAUUUGUGUAGGCGCCUGGGCAGGUUCGGUUCGCAGAAGGGUGUAGUGUGUGUGUAGCGACGAGGUGAAUGAUUUUUGUUGCUUGCGGCAAAACGUGCCUGUGAUUGUUGUGGUGUGGGUGAGAAAGAAUCAAAGGGGGGAGAAAGAAGGAGGGUAAUAUUAUUACGGUGGCGGUGGUGAAAAUUGAAAACAAAAUAAGUGAUUUCCGGUGUGCGUUUCAAAUUGCGGCAGUUCGAGCAUAAAAAUACUACUACCCCGAAAGCGCUAACGGCGAUUUUGAAUUUGUUAGGUUAUGUUUUUUCGGUGUUUUUGUGCCGCGCGGUUCAGUUAAUCUACUAAAGUUCAAAACCAUCGGGUAUUGUGUGAGUGUGUGCGUGUGUGUCUGUGUGAAGAAGUUCGCUAGAAGAAGUGCUUUUGAAGGGGAAAUGGUGGAAAAUUAUUAACGGCCCCAGUGUGCCGAGUGCUGAAUGAGCGUUAGUGGCGCGCGCGUUUGUGUGUGGGUAUAAGUCGGUGAAGAUUACCCGACCACUGAUUGCGAAUAAUUGAGAUAAAAAGUGCAGCGAAUCAUCUUCGCUUUCUAAUAAUAUCGAGCGAUCAAGUUGCAUGUGGAAUAGUGAUAGUGAGUGAAACAGAUUUGGGAGUAGAUUUGCCUGCCUGUCUGACCAGCAGAACAGCAACAGCGGAGCAGCGUGGUGGAAAAUCUGUUAUUUUUGCUUCAUCUGGAAAGCGCUGACGAACCUACCAUCAUCAAUCAUCAUGUAUCCAGCACCUCCACGGCAUCCAUCGGCAUCGGUGAGUUCUUCAAAAUACAUCCCUUCAUAUCUGGGCGGACCGCCUCCCCAGGGGCGUCAGUUUACGAUAGCGGAAACGCUGGAACGGAUUAAGGAGGAAUUCAACUUUCUCCAGGCACAGUACCAUUCACUAAAACUCGAAUGUGAUAAGCUGGCGAGCGAGAAAACGGAAAUGCAGAGACAUUAUGUUAUGUACUACGAAAUGUCUUAUGGAUUAAACGUCGAAAUGCACAAACAGACCGAAAUUGCCAAACGACUGAACGCCCUCAUCGGCCAGCUGCUACCAUUUUUGGCGACGGAACAUCAGCAACAGAUCGCAUCGGCCGUCGAGCGUGCGAAACAGGUCACGAUGCCGGAACUGAACGCCAUCAUCGGUCAACACCAGCAACAGGGAAUUCAGCAACUUUUACAGCAGAUCCACGCACAGCAGAUACCAGGCGGACCACCCCAACCGAUCCCGGGCCUAGGAGCACUGGCCGGACCGCUGACAGCUUUCGGUGGCCCAAUGGGUUUGCCGCACGGUGCACCACAAAGUAUGCUUAAAGCGCCACCCGAUCUACACCGGGAAGAUUUAAAGGUGCCGCUCGGUGGACCAUCGGCUGAGGAGCGUAUGCGCAACUCGGUUUCGCCCGCCGAUCGGGAAAAGUAUCGACCACGAUCACCCCUCGAGCUGGACGGCGGGGAAGCCAAACGGCGGAAAGAGGAAAAACUCAACCACGAAAGUGAUGGUGAGAAAAGUGAUCAGGAUUUAGUGGUGGACGUCGCGAACGAAACGGGCUCACCUUCACCCCGACCAAAUGGCGAUCAUCAGUCGGAUCGUGGCGAUCGGGAUAGUAUCGGACUGAACGGUAGCGACAAGGCAGGUUCGAGCAGCUUGAAGGGUGCGAACGAUCGACCACCGUCCCGAUCCGGCUCGAGCUCGUCCCGAUCAACGCCCAGCCUCAAAACGAAAGAUCUCGAUAAACCAGGCACUCCCGGAGCGAAGGCCCGUGUCCCCACGCCCAACUCGUCCACACCCGGUGUCCCGAAAGCCGUAGUACCUUCACCAGCCGCCGGCUAUCCUCCCUCGCCAUAUCAGCGUCCGUCGGAUCCGUAUGCGCGGCCACCGCCCGACCCGUACGGUCGGCCACCGAUGCCUUUCGAUCCUCACGGUCACGUACGCACCAACGGUAUUGCGCUACCCGUGUCAAGCGGAAAACCUGCCUACUCCUACCACAUGAACGGUGAGGGUGCACCACAGCCCGUGCCGUUUCCUGCCGACGCCCUAACCGGGCCCGGAAUUCCUCGACAUGCCCGCCAAAUCAACACGCUGUCGCACGGUGAGGUCGUGUGUGCGGUCACCAUCUCCAACCCGACCAAGUACGUGUAUACCGGCGGCAAGGGAUGCGUGAAGGUGUGGGACAUCUCACAACCCGGCAACAAAAGCCCCGUCAGCCAGCUGGACUGUCUGCGAGACAACUAUAUACGGUCAGUGAAGCUGCUACCGGACGGCCGUACGCUCAUCGUCGGUGGUGAAGCGUCCAACCUUUCGAUCUGGGAUCUGGCAAGCCCGACGCCCCGGAUAAAGGCGGAACUGACGUCGGCGGCACCGGCCUGCUACGCGCUCGCCAUCAGCCCCGACUCGAAGGUGUGCUUUUCGUGCUGCAGCGACGGCAACAUUGCGGUAUGGGAUCUGCACAAUCAGACGCUGGUGCGGCAGUUCCAGGGCCACACGGACGGGGCGUCCUGUAUCGACAUCAGCCCGGACGGUUCGCGCCUGUGGACCGGUGGGCUGGACAACACGGUACGGUCGUGGGAUUUGCGAGAAGGUCGCCAGCUGCAACAGCACGACUUUAGCUCGCAAAUCUUCUCGCUCGGCUACUGUCCAACGGGCGAAUGGUUAGCGGUCGGAAUGGAAAAUUCGCACGUCGAGGUACUGCACGCGACGAAGCAGGACAAGUACCAGCUGCAUCUGCACGAAAGCUGCGUACUGUCCUUGCGAUUUGCCGCCUGCGGGAAAUGGUUCGUCUCGACCGGCAAGGAUAAUCUACUGAACGCGUGGCGUACGCCGUACGGUGCUAGCAUUUUCCAGUCAAAGGAAACCUCAUCAGUACUAAGUUGUGAUAUUUCGACCGAUGAUAAGUACAUUGUAACCGGGUCCGGUGAUAAGAAAGCAACGGUGUACGAGGUGAUCUACUAAAAAAGCCGUUUCCACAGCAGUACGAGCAAUGGCAAGUAGUUGCUGCCUGUUGUUGCUACAUUGUAUAGAAGAGCCCCAUAAAACCUGCUCGUUUAGGACUCGUCAGCUAUCGGAUAUGGCGAGCGUCUCGGAUCGAUUUCAAUUGAUUGCUUCAGUCGCCGGCUAUUAUGGUGAUGAUGAUGUUUGCAGCUUAAAAACCACAGCCAAACACAAUCACACUCACAUAAAGUGACUUAAAAAACGUGACAAAAGCGUCGGCCCCACGUGGACGGCGAAGAAACACCAGCAACUUGAAGCAGAAUCGGGUGAGACAAGAGGGAUAAAAGCAAAAAUGAAAAAAGGAACGACAUACAUUCAAGCAUGAAAUCAAACUGCUAUGUACAAAGAAAAGGACAUACAGCACCACAAGUAAAACACACAGCUGGCGGUCGACUGGACAAAAUGGCGGUCGACAGUGUCGCUUAUCUCAGUUAAUUAUUUGUUGUUUUAGAUUUCUAAUCGUGUAGUAAUAUGUGAAACGUAAUUGGAAAACAAUUUAAGCAUCACGAACGUACGCGUGUCCGCGUGUGUGUGUGUGUGUUUGUGAGUGCGCGUGUGAGUGUGUCCGUGCUUGUAUAUAUUUGUGUGCGUGUGUAUAACAGUUAGCCUGUAAGCUCCGAGAAGCAGAAUCACAAAGUAAAGAUUAAGUAAGAUUAAGCGUGACUAAGUGCAGCGGUAGGUAGCAAAUAGCGGAAAAGCGUGGAAAAGCUGACCGUUGGGAGAAACAACUAUACAGCAACUUAGUAAAAACAACCACCAGCCUGGAUCAUAGGAGACAACACAUUGACAAAAAACGGAUGCAAAAUCCGUAUUAUGUGCGCUGGUGUCUGUGUGUGCGUGGCGUUGAAUGCUUCAAUGAGUGUGUAAAACAAAGGUAUUCAUCCCUGAAUGCCUAAGCACAUUGUCUACUGUUAGUGGGGAAACAUUUGGAUUUGAAAUCGUGGAAGGAGCGGAAAGGAAGAAAGUGUAAUUCACCGUAAGCAGAAGAACCACAACAACGUGAAGCAGAAAACCGAGAAAGUUCAUCCCAACAGUGUCAAACAAGCGAAAAUACAUAUGUGGAGAGUGAAAGAUAAACCAAACAAACAAAGAAAUGGAGAGAAAAAAAAUACAUUAAAAAAACAUAUUCACACACUGAAAAACGAAAGAAAAAAAAACCAGAAAAUGUAAAAAAACUAAACAUAAACAAGCAUUAAACUGUGUAAGAAAAACAAGCGAAGGAACAGAAGUUUAGCGAAACAAAUCAGUUGCUUAGUAGCGGUGACACCCUCUUAAUAAUCAAUUUCAGCCGCCUCGUGCUGUUUUGCUGUACAGUAUUUUGAGCCCUUCAUUUUGCGCAUUCUCAGCGGUUUCAACCAACAGGAUGAUGAUAAUGUGCGUGUGUGUGUGAGCGGUAAAAGAGGAGGAAAAGAAACCCGCCAAAGGCAUAAUAUGUAGGUGUUACAGUGAAACAUACGCGCAUAAAAGUGGUCAAACAAGACGGAGACUAAGGUGGUAAAAAGGUGAAAGUGACGCAAUGGAUAAAGCAAAUGGGAAAAUUAAGUACGGAGAUGCUGAAUGUUUAUGUUAUUUGUUUUAGUUAUGGAAAUGAGAGACAACAUCUUAAGGGAGACAAGUGCGCACGUGUGUGUGUAUAUUUUGAAGCAGAGCUAAAUUGAAGAUUGAGUAACAUAUACAUAUAUUUUUGAAUGAAGUAUGUUGAAUUGAAAUGAAAGCGUGCGAGUAACAAAAGAAGAAUAGGAAUGUUUUUCGACUAAAAUAAGCCUAAUAACCCAAGGAAGAUAUCAAGGCAAAAUUAAUUCAAAAUUAAAUUCUAUUUGAAAAGAACAAGUUUCAUCGCAAACAGAUCUCUUCUGUAAGUUUUUCCCCAAUUUCAUGUUAAUUUCCAGUGGAACAAUUUAAAAGCAGAGUGGUGUGUGUAGGAAAUAUGGAAAGGAAAGGGGGGUAAAACAACAAAAAGUGUUACGACAGCAUUUACCGAUUGAUAGUAACAAGUAGUUUCGCUCCCACUUACCUUACCUGGCAAUCCAUAAUUGCGAGCAAUUGGGUUGCAAAGAUUCUGCAACAAAUCUCUUCUGAACGUAGACCACCAUCACCACUACCACCGCCACACGGGCAGCUUCCGAUCCGUUUGAAGCUCUUGAAUGAUGAUGAUGUAGCGUUGUAAGUUAGCAGCGAUGUAGAAAGAAGCGCACUGUGAAGGCAGAACGAACGGGCAGACGUUUGAAGGGACGAGGGAAACAUAAUGAAUAUUUUUAGAAAUGGAAAACGAAAAUCAACUA